AUUGGUGAGAUCUUAUUAUUGGGGUCCUCCUCUUUUUUCUCCUCUCUGCUUGCACCCCGGGGUGCCGGCAGGCUGCAGCGGCCGCCUGCUAGGCCGCGGUCCCCUGUCCCCCUCUGUCCCCUCAUCCCCACUGUCCCCUUCUCUUGCUGCUGGGUUUGGUGUCCAGGGAGGUCGUGGGGCUUUUUGGAGGGUUGGUUUGUGGUUCUGUGUGGUCCCAGUGUUAUGGUAGUUGUGUUGUGAGACGUGUCCAUCUGUCAGCUCGUUACCCCAACUUUCACUAUGAUGUCUGAUAUCGUUAGCAACUGGAAGCUGGAGCAAUUUGUGCUCCAGAAGUGUCUCCCUCCGAUUUGGUCCCCUGGGGCCUUUCAGGGCCCUGAGGCAUACCAGCAGUUGUGUCAGCAGUGGGAGAGCUGGUCUGAGGAGAACAAAAAGCCCAAACCCACUAACAAGUGCAAAAAGAGAGCGGCUUUGCAGGGUUUGCUUAUGGUGGGCAGGGAGUUGUCCAGGUUGCUUAAGGAGGCUCUUGAGAGUGUGCAGACUUUGGAGCAAGCCAAGGGCGAGCUCAAGAUGCAGGUGGAUAACUUGCGGGCAGAGGUGCAGGGUCUGUGUGGGGACUCGCUGAGGAGCGCGGUGGAGAUAACCCGGUUGGAGAACAAGCUGGGCUAUGAGAAGCUGAAAACAGAGGAGUUAGAGAAGGAGGUGGGCAAAUGGAUUGGGGAGACGCAUGAUGCACAGAGCGCGGUGCGGGCUGUCCUGCAGGAUGCCCAGCGGGAUCGUGGCACCGGCCCCGAUCACAAGGUGUGCCACGCCAAGAUCCAGGAGCUGCAGGCGGAGCUGGGGGUGUCGCGGGGCAUUGUGGCUGCCAUCCAGGGCAAGAGGAGCCGGUUUGGGAAUGGCGAGGGGGAUGACUGUCUCGAUCCGCACCCGCCCCACUAUGACUAUGAGGAAGAUGUGUGGGGGGCCAAUAGCCCCACCAGGCCAUCCCCAUACGCUCCCCUGAGGGAGGAGAUAUGUCAGCUGCAGGGCAAUGAAGCAGAGGCUGCUAAAACUAAGAAAAGUCCCCCCGACGAGCCAGUCAGCCACACCCCACUGCAGGCCAUCGAUACCAACCGGGCCAUGCUGUGGUUCAACCCCGAGCAGCUCAAGACGGUGGGAAAGAUGCUGGGACCGCUGACCAAAGAGACGGCGGUCAAUUGGCUGUCCAGGGCACAGAGGCUGCCCCGGUGCCAGAGCGGCAGCGCGGUCAGUGACCUGAUAGACGUGGUGAGGAAGUGCAUGAAACCCGAUGAUUUUGCGGCCCUGCCAGGGGAUGUGCAGAUGGGCAAUGUCCAGGAUAUCGGGGACGUCCAGUCGGCUGUGCUAAAGGUGUUCUUCCCAGAGGUCAAUCCCUUGGUGCUCUUCCACCAGGAGAAGCAAAACCCUGAAGAGCGGCCAGAUGCCUAUGUCAACCGUAAAAAGAUGCUCUACCAGAUGGCGGGGCUGCCCGGUUCCAAGGAGUCCCCCCUGGAUUUUGACAGGCCUGAAUUCAAGGAGCCACUGGUGGUGGGGCUGACCCCCCCUUUGAGGGUGAUUGCGGGUGGGGAUGCGGCGAGGAAGCCGCUGUCAGAGCUAGAGCAGAUCCUGAACCAGAAUUUUGAACUACAAAAGCAGGCGUUCCCGGGGUACAUGUUGGGGGGGAAGAAAGGGAAACCCUCAGCCAUGUCCUUCCAAAAUGCAGGGAUGAGAAAAAUGCAAGGGGACAACCGCAAAGAUCCCGAUGGCAAGAACGGCUCGGGGAAGGAAAACCAGCCAGGGAUGAGGUUUCAGAAGUCCAACCCUUGGCGGGCUGAGCUGAGGAAGCGCUUGAUCAAAUAUGAGAAGCAGGAGGACAUUGAUGGCUUGCCAGAUGCUGAGCUGUUUAGAAAGCUGGCGCUGCACGAGGCCAAGAAGCACAGCAGCUCCAACCCCAUCGACCCGGGGUCUAAGGCUCAGCAAUAGGGCUGCCAGGCACCCGCAUCGCCCCUUUUUGUGGCACCGAUUAAGACCGAUUUGUGGGGGCGCCUGAUAGUUGAUAUAACUAUUGGAGGAGGGGUGCUUGGACAAGUGAUGUUAAUUGAUACUGGUGCCUCUUAUUCAAU
Molecule: messenger RNA, 2117 nt
Organism: Coturnix japonica (Japanese quail)
Lineage: Eukaryota; Metazoa; Chordata; Aves; Galliformes; Phasianidae
Source: RefSeq, a predicted model, not a curated record